UAUACAAAUUAAAUUUGCAGACGUUAUACCAAUUGUGUUUUAAUCUGAAUUUAGGAGAAUGUGGCAUCUAUGCAAUGAUGUUGAUGUUGGGAUGUACAGAGAGGAACUAACUGAAUUACUCAAAUUGGCAUGGCCAAUGAGUUUGCAAUAUUUAACUACAAUGCUUCCAGACCUUGUCAGUCAGGGUUUUUGCGGGCACAUAGGAAAAGAAGAAGGAGAUGGAGUUGCAAUAUCCCUUAAUGAGAAUGUGGCACCUAUGUAAUGAUGUUGAUGUUGAUAUGUACAAAAAGGAACUAACUGAAUUACUCAAAUUGGCAUGGCCAAUGAGUUUGCAAUAUUUAACUACAAUGCUUCCAGACCUUGUCAGUCAGGGUUUUUGCGGGCACAUAGGAAAAGAAGAAGGAGAUGGAGUUGCAAUAUCCCUUAAUGAGAAUGUGGCAUCUAUGCAAUGAUGUUGAUGUUGGGAUGUACAGAGAGGAACUAACUGAAUUACUCAAAUUGGCAUGGCCAAUGAGUUUGCAAUAUUUAACUACAAUGCUUCCAGACCUUGUCAGUCAGGGUUUUUGCGGGCACAUAGGAAAAGAAGAAGGAGAUGGAGUUGCAAUAUCCCUUAAUAUUGUGUCUGCUCUUGGCUUUGCUGUGCUUGCAGGACUGUCUUCAGCAGCUGAUACUUUAUUCUCACAGAUUCAAGGGAGUGGUAACAGGGAAGAAUUAGGUGUUGUCCUACAAAGAGGUACAUUGAUUAUGCUUCUAUGCUGUUUCCCAUGUUGUGCGAUACUCUUGAAUGCUGGUUUAAUUUGUCGAGUAGUUGGACAAGAUGAAGAAGUUGCAAGGGUUGCAGGAGAAUAUGCGACUAUAUUAAUGACAGGUUUACCAGGAUAUGGACUGAUACUACUCCUGUCCAAAUUUAUCCAAGUACAGUCAGUUGUGCUUCCAAGUCUUAUAAUAGGGAUAAUUAUAAAUAUAGAAAACGUAGCUCUGCAUGCUCUAUUUAUUUACGAUUUGGAACUCGGAAUCAGAGGAGCCGCUAUUGCUGUUGUCCUAAGCCUGUGGACUUCGGUCAUUCUGCAUGUAUUGUUUAUAGCUUGCACGGGCUAUAAGAAAGACACUUGGAAAGGCUGGAACAAAUUGUGUUUAAACGAAUGGAGUACUUUUCUAAAGCUAGCUGUUCCAGGAAUAUUCAUGAUGUGUCUGGAAAUUUGGACCUCCGAAGUGACCACAUUUUUUACUGGACUAACAAGUAAAACAGAAUUCGCUGCAUAUGCUAGCUUGUUUAUCGUUGGAUUGAUGAUUACAGGUGUCGUCUUUGGCAUGUCUGUUGCAGUGAGCAUGCGCAUGGGUAUUCAUUUGGGAGCUGGAAAUACAGAUCAAGCUAAUGUAUCUACAAGGGUUACAAUCGGCUUUGGAACUUGUGUUGCUGUCGUUAUUGCUGUUCUUUUAGUUUCUCUUAAAGAUGUCAUACCUCAUUUUUUCUCAAAUAAUGAGGCGGUUGUAUCCAUGGCGACAUCCUUAACACCUCUGUUGGCAAUAUUCAAAUUUUUCGAAAUUUAUCAGAUUAUGUGCACAGGAAUACUGCGCGGGAUUGGUUUCCAGACAUUUGGGGCUGUCGUGAAUUUUAUUGGCAAUUUUCUCAUAGGGUUUCCAGUUGCCUUAUCCUUGAUGUUCGCAUCCCCUUUACGUGUAGCAGGUGCUUGGUGGGGUGCAAUCGCUGGUGCUGUAGUACUCUGUGUGGCCUUUACUAUCAAAAUCAACACUGUCGACUGGAAACAGGAGUCUAUAAAGGCUAGAAAAAGAGUUGGUAUAAAAAUGGAAGACAAUACAUGGAUAGUCAAUGACGAAGCAGAAAGUAUGCAAUUGGGUGACCAAACUCGGGAGAUUAAGGAUUACAGAUCAUUUGAUACCUCUGUCGAAAGCGGAAUAGUCUCCUCAAACACACCACCAAGUUCAGCUACCAACAACUUUGAGGUCUAUAGUAAAGUGGUCACACUAGUUAUUGCCAGCUUGAUAUUUGCAGGUGGUUUAUCUCUUCGAUUGUAUGUAAAUGGUUGAAGUGUAAUAAAUUAAUAAAGUAU
Magallana angulata is the source of this 2072-nucleotide messenger RNA. RefSeq names its product multidrug and toxin extrusion protein 2-like. Gene Ontology annotation, cellular component: membrane. Bases 406 to 2049 code for a protein of 547 amino acids. Lineage: Eukaryota; Metazoa; Mollusca; Bivalvia; Ostreida; Ostreidae. The transcript is spliced from 22 exons. The record is from RefSeq and is a predicted model, not a curated record. Gene Ontology annotation, molecular function: antiporter activity; xenobiotic transmembrane transporter activity. Gene Ontology annotation, biological process: xenobiotic detoxification by transmembrane export across the plasma membrane.